Salvia splendens (bonfire salvia) is the source of this 447-nucleotide messenger RNA. RefSeq lists its product as uncharacterized. The transcript has a single exon. The record is from RefSeq and is a predicted model, not a curated record. Bases 1 to 447 code for a protein of 148 amino acids. Lineage: Eukaryota; Viridiplantae; Streptophyta; Magnoliopsida; Lamiales; Lamiaceae.
AUGAGUCAUUUUCAAAAGUUCUGGGUUCAAUUUGAUGAGUUGAAAUUGAAGGAGUGGAGGGGGAUGCAGUGUUGCGAAAUAGGUGUUGGCGGGAUCGUCAAUCAUGGCGGUGGCGAGAGGCGGUGGGUGGCGGAGGACGGGGAUGAGGCGGCCGCGGAAGACGCCGUGGAGGGGAGGGAGGGGGGAGAAGGGGUCGGCAUGGAAGUAAAUGUUGUAGAGGGAGGAGGGGGCAGGGGAGAAGAAUCGCUCCCAGAGGGGGGCGAAGUGGAGGGGGAGUUGGUGAGGAAGAGGAAUGCCAUGGCAAUGGCCUUGUGGAAAAGGGAGAAGUCGUGGAGCUCGUCGUCGGGAGGGAUGGGGAUUUGGCGAAGGGGAGAGGAAGCGAGGGGCGAGGAAGAAGUAGAGGAAGGGGAGAGAGAGGAGGAGGGGGAGGGCAGAGGCCAUGGCUGA